AUGCGCAGCAUCGGAGUGAAGUUCCGAAGAUUACACGGAGUGAAGCAGAAGAGACUGAAGCUUCCGCGCACCGUUAUAGUUGACUCCAUUUACGAGGAAAUUUUUUUGUGGCUAAGCAGCGUUAUUGAAGCUGUUAUUGGUGAUGCUCUUGUUCUUCCAGGCUUAGCUGGGCUAAGCCUUCAAUCAACUCAUUUCAUUGUUACAUCAGCAAACUUAUUGUCUUGUGAAUGCACGAUUCAUAGCACUGGUGAAUCCUUUGACAAAUCAGCAUGGUGUUCUCAUGAUUAA
Molecule: messenger RNA, 288 nt
Organism: Ilex paraguariensis (yerba mate)
Lineage: Eukaryota; Viridiplantae; Streptophyta; Magnoliopsida; Aquifoliales; Aquifoliaceae
Source: the annotation of a GenBank genome assembly